AUGCCAGUAACACUUGGAGUCUUGGACUUCGACAACCAGUUUAUGUCGGCAUCGUGGCAUGGAGUGUCCGCAAUGUCGGCCAGCCACAAGGAUCCCAGAACACUAACCAGCCUCUCAGAAGUGCUAUCAUGUCUUUCGGCCUUCCAGUCUGAAGAGGCAGAGCUUUCUAAUUCGUUGGCCGAAUUACUCAAGGCCCAGGAACCCAUUGUCUCCUCGUUAGACCGGCUUCAAUCCUUACUCCCUGAAUUCAAUGAACUACAACUAGACGCGAGACUUCUGACCACCAAGGUUUCCAGCACUGCAAAAACCGCAGAGCGGGUCGGAAGCAAAGUACGCUCUCUGGAUGAGGAAAUGGGGCGUGUACGGGAAGCGGCAGACCGUGUCGGGCAGGUAAUGGAACUCAAGUCCUCCUUAUCCGCUCUUCAAUCUUCCAUUGACUCCCAAGACUGGGAAUCUGCAGCGAGACAUUGUGCGCGUGCGAUGUCACUGCCUACAGAAGUCAUCUCGGGUCCUUUCGCAGAAAUUGCUGUUCCUACGUCCGAUAGUCAUCUGCCUCCUUCGCAGACAUUGCAGGCUGCGAGAGAAAAAUUACUUGUCGUCUUCCGUCAAAAAUUCGAAGAGGCCUCCCGCUCGCGCGAUUCCAACGCGACGAGCCGAUACUUCAAAUUAUUUCCUGCAAUCGGAUGGGAAAAUGAAGGACUUGAAGCUUAUGCAAAUUUCGUCGUGGACCUUGUUCAAGUCAGAGCUCCUGCAACGACAAAAACCUCCUCACCGAUGUAUUAUAUCACCGCUUUAACGUCCUUGUUUGAAAGCAUAGCAAUGAUUGUUGACCAACACCAACCAGUUGUGGAGAAAUAUUACGGUCCUGGAAAGAUGAAAAGCGUUGCCUGCCGCCUGCUUGACGAGUGUGAUCGAGUCACAAAAAACUUACGGACUGGAUGGGAGGAAGACAGAAUGUACCCAAAGCUUGCGGAAAUCACGAACAACCCCCCGAUGCCUCUCUACUCCUCCAAUGCCAAUGGUCGACGCCAACCUGCUGCAGAAGAAGUUAUUGUAGAUCCUCGGGAAAUCGACAAAGUUCUGUCGGAGCUCGCGGGGAUGAUAGGCCGCUGGUAUCUAUUCAAGAAAUUUCUUUCAGAGGCAUUGAAGGAAGACGUUGCAGGAGACGAUUCACCUAAAACCCCGUCUUUCCCUGGAGAAAAGGUUGAGAAGGAAAAGCCGGCCGAGAUAGAUUUACUAUCUCAAACAGCGUCGGAAGCUUUGUUCGAGGAGUUAAUCACAAUAUACUACGUCCCUUUCGAAACGUGGUAUACUCGAACGAUUGUCGACAAGGCACAUAGGCUUUCCAAGCCCGACACGCUACAAUCCCCCAUUACAACCACAACCCCCGACGACGUAUUCUACAUCUUCAAAUCUGUUGCUUCGAGGCUCUUGAGCACUGGAUGCUUGGGCUGCGUCGAUCGCAUGGUAAAACAGCUCAAAGACGUCUUUGAGAGGGACUAUGUCACUGUCAUAAAACGGAAAAUGGAUGAUGUCUACAAGAACUCGGGGCCCAUGACUUCCAACGCUCGACCUGAUAGAAUUGAACGGGAGAACCGAGUGUCUUUCAUUAUCUUGCUGAACGAUCUUGACGUUUCGACUUUGCAUUUGGAAAGAUUGAUCCAGGACCUGGCCGAAAAUCCCUUGAUAUCUCAACACUUCGUUGAAGACGAACAACUUCUUGUCAAGGAGAGAAUUUCAUCCUUCUCUCAAUUAACCUUGAGAUUGAAGUCGUCUUUGCGGUCCGGAAUAGAACAACUCUUCAAUCAAUUACUGCGUCCAAAAUUGCGUACCUUUGUCCUGGAUAUAUACAAGGACAUUACGUAUGUCUUGGAUGAAGAAGCAUACUCAUCGACUGACUACCAAGAUCUUACACGCAAGCGCUUUAUGAAAGUUUGGGAAAGUUUGGUGGAGGGAUACAAGGACACAUUUUCGGAGGGAAAUUACCGUUUGUUCAUUGGCCUUGUACUAGAUGUCCUCCUACGGCCUUGGGAGAAGUAUGUGAUGAGCUUAAAGUACACAGAGCUCGGCGCUGUACGAUUCGACCGCGAUUUGAGAGCGAUAAUUGCCUAUCUAGCCUCACAAACGACGUUUGGCGACAUUCGAGAAAAGUUCGUAAGAUUGCAGCAGAUAUCCACUCUGUUAAAUUUGGAUACCGAGGAGGACGUUGACGAAUUCUACAAUGGGUCGGGCAUAUCCUGGAAAAUAGGACCGCAUGAAGCACGAGCAAUUGCUAGUUUGAAGACAUAA
This is a messenger RNA of Cyclocybe aegerita, 2289 nucleotides long. NCBI's taxonomy places the organism in Eukaryota, Fungi, Basidiomycota, Agaricomycetes, Agaricales, Hemipholiotaceae. The record is from the annotation of a GenBank genome assembly.